This is a messenger RNA of Dama dama (fallow deer), 5534 nucleotides long. RefSeq names its product zinc finger CCCH-type containing 6 (gene ZC3H6). The transcript has 11 exons. The record is from RefSeq and is a predicted model, not a curated record. Bases 1061 to 4522 code for a protein of 1153 amino acids. Gene Ontology annotation, cellular component: nucleus. Gene Ontology annotation, molecular function: metal ion binding; RNA binding. Gene Ontology annotation, biological process: negative regulation of DNA-templated transcription. NCBI's taxonomy places the organism in Eukaryota, Metazoa, Chordata, Mammalia, Artiodactyla, Cervidae.
CAUCUCUUUAAGAAUUUUCCACAGUUUGUUGUGGUCCACACAGUCAAAGGCUUUGGCAUAGUCAAUAAAGCAGAAGUAGAUGUUUUUCUGGAACUCUAGCUUUUUCGAUGAUCCAGCGGAUGUUGGCAAUUUGAUCUCUGGUUCCUUUGCCUUUUCUAAAACCAGCUUGAACAUCUGGAAGUUCAUGGUUCAUGUACUGUUGAAGCCUGGAGUGAAGAAUUUUGAGCAUUACUUUGCUAGCAUGUGAGAUGAGUGCAGUUGUGCGGUAGUUUGAGAAUUCUUUGGGAUUGGAAUGAAAACUGACCUUUUCAGUCCUGUGGCCACUACUGAGUUUUCCAAAUUUGCUGGCAUAUUGAGUGCAGCACUUUCACAGCAUCAUCUUUUAGGAUUUGAAAAAGCUGAACUGGAAUUCCAUCACUUCCACUAGCUUUGUUCGUUGUGAUGCUUCCUAAGGCCUACUUGACUUCACACUCCAGGAUGUCUGGCUCUAGGUGAGUGAUCUCACCAUCGUGAUUAUCUGGUUCUUGAAGAUCUUUUUUUGUAUACUUCUUCUGUGUAUUCUUGCCACCUCUUCUUAAUAUCUUCUGUUAGGUCUGUACAAUUUGUGUCCUUUAUUGUGCCCAUCUUUGCAUGAAAUAUUCCCUUGGUAAUUUUCUUUUGAAGAGAUCUCUAGUCUUUCCCAUUCUAUUGUUUUCCUCUAUUUCUUUGCAUUGAUCACUGAGGGAGGCUUUCCUCAUUGAGCACUGGAGAAGCCCUAUACAGUCAGCAAAAACAAGACUGGGAGCUGAUGGUGGCUCAGAUCAUGAACUCCUUAUUGCCAAAUUCAGACUUAAAUUGAAGAAAUAGGGAAAACCACUACUCCAUUCAGGUAUGACCUAAAUCAAAUCCCUUAUGCCUAUACAGCGUAAGUGACAAGUAGAUUCAAGGGAUUAGAUCUGGUAGAGUGCCUGAAGAACUGUGGAUGAAGGUUCGUGACAUUGUACAGGAGGCAGUGAACAAGACCAUACCCAAGAAAUGCAAAAAGGCAAAAUGAUUGUCUGAGGAGGCCUUACAAACAGCUAUGAAAAGAAGAGAAGCGAAAGGCAAAGGAGAAAAUGAAAGAUAUACCCAUUUGAAUGCAGAGUUCCAAAGAAGAGCAAGGAGAGAGAAGAAAAAAUACUUCAGAGAAGAUGGUGAAUUAGAAGAUGGUGAAAUAGAUGAUGCAGGAUUUGAAGAAACACAGGAACAGGAAGCAAAAGAGGAUGAAAAGCAGAAAAAUGAGAAAGCCUACCGAAAAUCAAGGAAAAAACACAAGAAAGAAAAAGAGAAGAAAAAGUCCAAAAGGAGAAAACGUGAGAAGCAUAAGCAUGGACAUGUGUCAGGAAGCUACAUGGCAUCAAAGAAGAGUCAACAUAACAGAAAAUUUAGAAGUAAAGAGUAUGAUGAGUACAGUACCUACAGUGAUGACAACUUUGGUAGCUACAGUCAGGAAACAGAGGAAGAUUUUGCCAGUCAGCUGAAACAAUACAGGCAAGCUAAAGAAACCUCGAAUACUUCUUUAGGAUCGUCUUUUUCUAAAGAACCAGGGAAAAAACAAAGAUUGAAAGGAAUUCAGCAAGGUACUGAGCAGAGGGUUAAAAGUUUUAAUGUUGCUCGUGGACGAGGUUUGCUGAAAAAAAUCAAACGCAAAGACCGUGGCGGAAGGGUCAACAAAGGGCCAAAUGUGUUUUCAGGAACUGAUGACUAUCAUGAGUAUAGUAAACCAGGGAAAAAAUGGAAGAUUAUGACUCAGGAAUUUAUUAAUCAACAUACAGUGGAACAUAAAGGAAAACAAAUCUGCAAAUACUUUCUGGAAGGGAGAUGUAUUAAGGGAGAUCAAUGUAAAUUUGAUCAUGAUGCAGAGUUGGAGAAGAGGAAAGAGAUUUGCAAAUUUUAUUUACAAGGAUAUUGUACCAAAGGAGAGAACUGCAUUUAUAUGCAUAAUGAAUUUCCAUGUAAGUUCUAUCACAGUGGAGCAAAAUGUUACCAAGGAGACAACUGUAAAUUUUCACAUGAUGAUCUGACUAAAGAAACAAAGAAACUUUUGGACAAAGUGUUGAAUACUGAAGAAGCUGCAAAUGAAGACGAAAGAGAAUUAGAAGAACUUAGAAAGCAUGGCAUAACUCCUCUUCCCAAACCACCUCCAGGAGUUGGACUUCUGCCAACCCCACUGGAGCAUUUUCCCUUUUCUGAUCCUGAAGAUGGUUUUCAGACAGAUCUCUCUGAUGAUUUUAAGAAAAUUCCAUCUCUUUUUGAAAUAGUUGUAAAACCUACUGUGGAUUUAGCACAUAAAAUUGGAAAGAAGCCACCAGCAUUUUAUAACAGUGCCUCGCCACCAGGACCACAAUUUCAGGAAAGCAGCCCACGUCCUCAACAUGUCUACAGUUCUGGGUCAAGUCCAGGUCCUGGCCCUAACAUGUCUCAGGGACACAACAGUCCUGUGAUGCACCCCGGCUCCCCCGGACACUGUCCUGGCCCACCAGUGCCACAGAGCCCACCUUUGCUGCCUGCCCCCCCAGGAACUGUGGGCCCUCACGGUCAGGCCGGAGUACUUGGUCAGCCGGAUACACCUUUGACACCACCAAGUAUGAGUGGUGCUUACCACUGCCCAGGCUUUCCAGAACACGCGAUGAGAGUACCUCGAGAGAAUCACUGCUCUCCAGGCUCAUCGCACCCGCCUGGUGAAAGGCAGCUCAGUACCAGCUAUGAGUCCUUACAAAACCCUGCUGAAUUUUAUGAUCAUUACUAUUCACAGCAUGCUGUCCAUAAUUUUCAGCCACCCAGUAGCUCUGGUGACGGGGCGUGGCACGGCGACUUUGCCCAGCACCAGGCUCCAGUUGUUCCAGGCUCACCUGACCGCGGGAGUGGGUCAGACAGCAGCGGUAACGUGACGGGCCGUGGCCCCCUGCCUGCGCUGGGCCUCCUCCCUGCUGUGCAGAGAGCUCUGUUCGUUAGACUUACUCAGAAAUACCAAGACGACGAAGAGCCAAGCAGCACCCAGCCUCAGAGGGCACCAAGCAAGGAAGAAGAUGAAACAGUUAACUGGUACUCCAGUAGUGAAGAGGAAGAAGGGAGCAGUGUGAAGUCAAUACUGAGAACAUUACAGAAACAAACAGAGACUUUGAGGAGUCAGCAGCAGCCUUCCACAGAACUUGGCACUCCUACUGACCCAAGACUUGCUAGAGAGAAGAAUAAGGGAAACCAAGUUGUCGACCCUAGACUUAGGACUAUCUCAAGGCAAGACAUUAGAAAAUCUUCUGAGUCUGCCCCACUGGAUCUCAGACUUGCAUGGGAUCCAAGGAAAUUAAGAGGGAAUGGAAGCGGUCAUGUCAGUUCUUCUGCUGGUGGAGCCAAGUUUGAUUCACAUCAUGGCAACACCGGUCCUAACAUCAGACACAAAAGAGGAGAUGAUGACGAUGAAGAUACAGAAAGAGAACUGAGAGAAAAGGCUUUCUUAAUACCUCUGGAUUCUUCCCCUGGUGCGAUGCUGCAGGACCCAAGGUCACAACUGAGACAGUUUAGUCACAUUAAAAUGGAUAUUACCCUAACCAAACCCAACUUUGCCAAACACAUCGUGUGGGCUCCAGAAGACUUACUACCAGUUCCUUUACCUAAACCUGAUCCAGUCUCUUCAAUCAAUUUACCUCUGCCCCCUCUUAUAGCUGACCAGAGGCUCAGUAGGUUAUGGAAUACAAAAAGUGAUCUUUGUCAAAAUACAGUGCCCACUGAUACAAAACUAGCAGCCAAAGUCAAAAUUAACACAGCAAACAGAGAAGGCUACCCAGACCAAUUUGGAGACUCACAUAGUUCAGGAAGUAAAUUAGGAGAUCCUAGGUUACAAAAAAAUUUUGAUCCUAGACUUCACAGACUGCACAAUACAGAGCCUCAUCAAGCAGUUAUGAAGGACCCCCAUAUGUCAAAGACUGCCCCUCCUUCAGGGGCCAGGUCACACCCAGGCUCAUCACAGCCCUCAGGGGCGGCACCUAGCAGUUCUGGUCCUGGGGCUUUACCUCCAUAUGCCCCCAAACUCUCAUCUUCAGCUGGCCUUCCCCUGGGCACUCCGGGUUCAGUCCUUAGCGGUAUUAGUUUGUAUGACCCCAGGGAACAAGGUUCAUCCUCUACAUCAGAGCUAGCAACAGAAAAUGCAGAGAACCAGAAAAAAAGCGGGAGUUUAAAAUGUAGUGACAAAAAUGAGCCUCCUCCCGGAGAAGCAAUCCUACCACAGAAAAUCGCUCCGAAUGUGGACAUCCCUGUUGACCGCCCAGCUGACCCACAGACGGAUGUUCGCCAGAGUUCCGGUACCGUUCAGGUUCCAGCAGUGCACAGCCUUCCCAUUCAGGCAUUAACAGGCUUAAUCAGACCCCAGUACAGCGAUCCCAGGCAGUCGAAGCAUCUGGGACAGGUGAGCCCCACCCCUGGUGAUGAUCCCAGCAAAGAAACGGAUGACAAAUCUCUGAAGGAGGUUUUUAAAACUUUUGACCCAACAGCUUCACCAUUUUGUUAGCUGUUGUGUAACCAAGCAGUUCUUUUCUCUCUCCUGACUGUUGCAGUCCCCUGCUGUUUUGUAACUGUUUUACCUCUAUAGUUUAUUUAUUUUUAAAUUAUAAACACUUUUCAGCUGCUAGUAUCAGAACCACACGAAGUUAUAUCCUCCAAAGCCUGUGGUAUUUUAUAUAGUAUUUUUAUAAUUUUAAGAGACUGUAGUCAUUGACAUAGAAGCCUAUAUAUCAUGUUAGUUUCAGUAAAAGUACUUUUAUUGUAAAUAAACCAUCAUGAACUCAACACUCUGCCUGAAUAUAUGCCACUUGUCUUUCAUAAUCAGUGUUUAGAUAAAUGAUCACCACUUUUAUAUGGUUGUUAGUUUCAAGCAAUAUAAUGUACAUUACUUUUCAGAAACAGUAUUUUGACUAGGAUCCUCUCAAUUUGUCAACACAGAACUGACUAAUAUGUAAUGCUAACUGCUAGCUUAAAUUUUAAAUGAAGUAAAGAAAACAUUUUUUUAAUCAUUAUUAGCAGAGCAGUUCAUGUUUAAGGGCAUCACUUUUAUUAUUACUGGCAAUAUUAUUUGUGUAAAUGAAGCAUUUGAAUGUCAUUAUCUUUUAAAUGUAUUUUAUGGUAUACUGUAUCAUAGAAGUUGGAGAUAUAUAAAUAGAAUGUUUUGCUAAAGUAAAAAAUUUCCAAAUUCUCUAACAUACCUUUUUAAAUUUAAUUUUUCAUAAUAAUAGUUAUGAGUUAUUGCUGUUACGUUAUGAUGUUUAUGCAUUCUGAUGUCUUUUGUCUUUAGCAGCAUAAUUUAUAUUACUUUUUCAAAUUGUGUAGCUGCAAUAAUUGUAUUCAUCAUGACUUUGGCAGUUUUUAACAAAAUUUUAAAAGAUCCAGUGUGUCUGUAGUGAUUUAUUGCAUUGAUAAUGUUUUAAGUGUGCAGGGUCUAUAUUUUUUCUUAAAUAGCGAAAAAUCACAGAGAUGGUAUAGUCAACUGUAUAUGGCUAUCAAUAAAGACUCUCUUUCAGAUCUCA